Molecule: messenger RNA, 1038 nt
Organism: Lingula anatina
Lineage: Eukaryota; Metazoa; Brachiopoda; Lingulata; Lingulida; Lingulidae
Biological process (GO): piRNA processing
Cellular component (GO): mitochondrion
Molecular function (GO): RNA endonuclease activity producing 5'-phosphomonoesters, hydrolytic mechanism
Source: RefSeq, a predicted model, not a curated record
ACCGCGCGAGGGAGACAAGCACUAAAACCAAUGCCGCAGAAGAGAGGGCCUGAUCUCGAAAAGAAAAACAUAGCUACCUCGGCAGGUAAACUGAAGAGCCGAAUGAAAGCAAGGCCACCAAAUUAAUUCUUUAAAAAUUACAGAAUUGUCACAUAAUCCACAACCAAGUUAAAGCAUUUUCUCUUGAAAUGAAUCUGAGAAGGCUUACCGGAAGUGAAGAAUAAACUAACGUCAGGGUGCUAACGUUAAGUCUGUUUACAGUACUAUCCAUACAUAAAAUAGUGUGGCAGGCAAAUUACGAUGGCAAGCUGGAGCCUUGGUAAACUCGUUAUAUUGACAAUAGUCGGCAGCGUUACACUGGAACUCCUGUAUUACACUUGGAAUUAUUUCAAAAGGAAUCACCGGCAUAAACAUGGAAAAACGAAACCAAAACAACAACAGAAGAACAUAUUUCACAACGUCCUGUUCUUUCCUGACCAGCACAUAGCUUGCAAGGAGCAUUUCAACAGCUCUGAUGGCUGUCUGAGAAGUGGUUGCAAGUAUGCACACUCAGAAACCUCACUAACUCACAUGCUAAGUUACCUGAGAAGUGCUAGAAAGACAUUAGAUUUGUGUGUGUUUGUUAUAACAUGCCAUGAACUGUCGGAUACAGUAAUAGCUCUGCAUGAAAGAGGUGUGACAGUGCGUGUAAUUACUGACGAUGAGCAGGUGGAUAUUACUGGAUCCAAAAUAGGAGCAUUUCGUGCAGCUGGUAUUCAGGUUCGUCAAGAUAGAUCGUCAUAUUUGAUGCAUCACAAGUUUGCACUUAUAGAUGAAGAUGUCCUCAUAAAUGGCUCGUUUAACUGGACCAGACAGGCGGUGACAGGGAACAAUGAGAAUCUGUUGAUCACCAAUAGUAGAGAUAUUGUACAGCCUUACAUUGAGGAGUUUGAAAGACUCUGGGAGCAAUUUGAUCCAAGAAAUUAUAAAUGUUUACCUCAUACAAAUAGUGAUCAAAUUCACCAAGCUAUCAGUUGAUGUGUGUAAGAAAAGGAGAUU